Messenger RNA from Danio rerio (zebrafish), 2248 nucleotides. The record is from RefSeq and is a predicted model, not a curated record. Lineage: Eukaryota; Metazoa; Chordata; Actinopteri; Cypriniformes; Danionidae.
UUAGGGCGAAUGCAAAUUAUAUGUAUAGGAUAUUGGCCCCGCCCAUAGCGGAAGUGGUUUUACAGACUGGCAUCCGACUGGAGGAGGAGCUCUCGCACAUUCAUUGGCUCAGACUGGGGGAAACACUAGAGAAGUAAAUAUGAAGGCUUUAACAGCUGAGGAAAAUAAAUGAACGAGGUUUCCCUGCUAAACAGAAAGUUUCCUUCGUUACUGCUUUAGCAGAAAACCUGCUGUAAAGUGUCUUGAAACACUGUAAUGUGGAGGAGAGUGGCGGUGUAUGGACCUUCGCUCUCAGUCAGAUUAGCAAUCGCAGGUUUUCAUGAAAAGGGCAUCAUGUCUCGUAGGUUGCACGCGAGAAGACUUGAAGGAAUUGACAAAAAUAUAUGGGUGGAGUUCACUCAGCUGGCUGCUGACUAUAAGGCUGUGAACUUGGGCCAAGGCUUCCCUGAUUUCUCUCCUCCCAGUUUCAUUCAGGAGGCCUUCUGCAAUGCACUGACUGGAGGUUUCCGCAUGCACCAGUACACGCGUGCAUUUGGCCACCCAAACCUAGUGAAGAUCCUGGCCAAGUUCUUCAGUAGGAUUGUUGGUCGGGAAAUAGAUCCAAUGGAGGAUAUCUUAGUUUCUGUUGGAGCAUAUCAAGCACUUUUCUGCACCUUCCAGGCUCUCGUUGAUGAGGGCGAUGAGGUGAUUAUUGUGGAGCCAUUCUUUGACUGCUAUCAGCCAAUGGUUAUGAUGGCAGGUGGAAUGCCUGUGUAUGUGCCUCUUAAACCUAGGGAAGGCCGUGGUCCUGCUCUGACCAGUGCUGACUGGGUUUUGUCUCCUGAAGAGUUGGCCAGUAAAUUUACUUCUCGAACCAAAGCCAUUGUUAUCAACACCCCUAAUAAUCCUCUUGGCAAGGUCUAUCAAUGGGAGGAACUUCAGGUUAUUGCAGACUUAUGCAUUAAACAUGACGUCAUUUGCAUUAGUGAUGAGGUGUACGAGUGGCUCACAUAUGAUGGAGCGAAGCAUGUAAAGAUCGCCAGUCUGCCAGGUAUGUGGGAACGUACUGUCACCAUCGGCAGUGCAGGAAAGACCUUCAGUGCCACAGGAUGGAAGGUGGGUUGGGCAAUAGGAUCAGGGCAUAUCAUGAAGCACUUGAAAACCGUCCAUCAGAACUCAGUGUAUCACUGUGCCACAGCUGCCCAGGAAGCCAUAUCAGUGGGUUUUCAGCGAGAAUAUGAUGUAUUUGGGACAGAGGACAGCUAUUUUCACCAGUUACCUAUCACUCUUCAUGAAAAGAGAAAAAGGCUGGCAGAUUGUCUGAAGAGCGUUGGUCUGAAACCCAUUCUGCCCCAGGGUGGAUACUUCAUGAUUGCAGAUAUAUCCAAUAUUAAUGUUGAUCUUAAUGACCCUACUACUAAGGAAGAACCAUAUGACUACAGAUUUGUGAAAUGGCUCAUUAAAGAGAAGGGACUGGCCACCAUCCCGGUAUCUGCUUUCUACAGUCCAGAACACAGAGACCAAUUCCAAAAAUACAUCAGAUUCUGCUUUGUUAAGGAGGACUCGACCCUGCAAGCAGCAGAGAACAUCCUAAAACAGUGGAGUGAAAACAAAUGAAAAAAUCCUGUCAGAUUAAAACUGCACAGACAGUCUGUUUGGCUUAUGAAUAGUUAGCGAAACGUGUUUGAUGAUGUUAUUGGGCUUAAGGUUGAAUAUGCUUGCAGGAUUAGCAGAUGGUGUAAAAACUUUUAGGGGAUUUUUGAGCAAAAAAAUUAAAUCUAUGUUCUAAAUCCAUGAAUCAUUGCUGCCAUGAAAACAAUCAUUACACAAUUUUCUUCCCUAAACAAAUAGUAUAGGUGGAAUUUCUCUCAGUCUUUUAAUCAUUAUUAUCCUUUGGUUGUAAUGUUCUCGAUUUUCUUGUUUGUCUUCAAGUAGCCACAUAUUUUCUUCCAUUUGUUCCGUUCUUGGAUUAUACUUUAAUCUGAUUAUACUUCAUAAUGUCUGUUAUGACCCUCUGGUUCCAGUCCAUGUAAGAAAUUACACAUUAAUAUUUUUAUAUAACACCCUGUAUUAUGUUCAGCCAUUUUUAGUAAAGGUCCUGUAAACUACCUCAUACUUUUGCAAGAAAAUCAAAACACAAAUCUGUACUUUCUCAGUUCUUCAGAAGAAAGCAAUUAUGAGGCAUUGAGUCACACACUGGUUUGUUUUGAAAACGGAACAUGCUUUGCCGAUUUCAGCAUGGGAAUAAAACAAAUGUGAAUGAACUCUC